CCACGGAGCACUCAUUUUCCCUCACUUACGACGGUCAUGUUGCGACUCGUGAAGCCAUCCAUCCAUGUGGCCAACCGCGCCCGAUGGGCCUUGGUGAAGCGAGCUCCUUUUUCUAGUCUCCCUGAAGGAGUCACCAGACUCGUCAUGCCGGCACUCUCGCCCACGAUGGAGUCUGGUACGAUUGCUGCAUGGCUCAAAAAGGAGGGUGAGGUUGCGUCUGCGGGUGACGUACUGUGUCAAGUCGAAACGGACAAGGCCGUUGUCGACUACGAAAUGCAAGAUGAUGCAGUGCUGGCCAAGAUCCUUGUCCAGCCAGGCACCGCUGUGGAUGUGGGCACGCUCUUGGCUUUCACAGUCGACGACGAAGAGACCUACCAGGCCCUCGUUUCGUCUGGCGACCUCAACAAGUUGACCACCGACGCCAUCGUCGCGCCUUCCGCUCCUACCACUGAAGCAGCAGCUCCAGUAACUGCCGCUCCGGCCGCGGACCAUGCCGACACCCACCGUGUGCCGCGCAUCCAUUUCCUUGGCAAGCGGUCGUUGUUGCCUGCCGACCACCACGCGGUCGCAGUUAAGGCAGCCCCUGCUCAAGCACCUGCCGCUGCUGCGCCAGUGGCCAAGUCGGCUCCCGUUGCGCCGGCAGUUGCGUCAGAUGGCGAUUUCACGGACUUGCCGCUUUCCAACAUGCGCAAGAUCAUCGCGAAACGCCUGACGGCGUCCAAGGUCACAGUGCCCCACGCGUAUGCGUCCAUCGACUGCGAGAUCGACGCCAUCAUGACCCUUCGCGCGCGUCUGAAGAAGCAGCACGGCGUCGCAGUGUCCUUGAACGACUUCUUGCUUAAGGCGGUCGCGUCGGCGCUGCGUGACGUACCGGAAGCCAACUGCGGAUGGGACGCCGCGACCCACUCGAUCGUCCCGAAUGCGUCCGUGGACAUCUCCGUCGCAGUCGCCACCGACAGCGGUCUCAUCACGCCCAUCGUGCCCAAAGUGCAAGCGCUCGGUCUGACCUCGAUCAACUCGACGUUCAAGGAGCUCGUGGCCCGCGCCCGGGCCAACAAGCUCAAACCCGAGGAAUUCCAAGGCGGGAGCUUCACCGUGUCCAACUUGGGCGGGUUCGGCGUGGACAACUUCACCGCUGUGAUCAACCCACCGCAAGCAUGCAUCAUGGCCGUCGGCCGUGGCCGCGCCGAGUUGGUCGUGCCCACCGACGAGACUCUGCCGCCACGCAAGGUCACGCUGCUGAAUGUGACCAUCUCGUCCGACCGACGUGUCGUCGAUGACGUCAUCGCCGGCCAGUUCCUGCAAGCGUUCAAGAAGUACAUGGAAGAGCCCGACUUGAUGCUGCUGUAAUACCGCCUUGUCCAUAAAAUCUGAGUUUCAAAAUAGUGCUGAAUAUUGCAAAGCUACGUUCAAAAUAGACCAUUAUUUUGUUCAUUCGAACAUAGAAGUAUAUUUUGGG
Molecule: messenger RNA, 1459 nt
Organism: Aphanomyces astaci
Lineage: Eukaryota; Oomycota; Saprolegniomycetes; Saprolegniales; Verrucalvaceae
Product: pyruvate dehydrogenase complex dihydrolipoamide acetyltransferase
Exons: 1
Coding region: 37-1350 (437 amino acids)
Biological process (GO): pyruvate decarboxylation to acetyl-CoA
Cellular component (GO): pyruvate dehydrogenase complex; mitochondrion
Molecular function (GO): acyltransferase activity
Source: RefSeq, a predicted model, not a curated record